Molecule: messenger RNA, 702 nt
Organism: Eucalyptus grandis
Lineage: Eukaryota; Viridiplantae; Streptophyta; Magnoliopsida; Myrtales; Myrtaceae
Product: disease resistance protein RPV1-like
Exons: 2
Coding region: 76-357 (93 amino acids)
Source: RefSeq, a predicted model, not a curated record
UCUUCCUUCGUGUGGUGCUCGUCUUGCCAGCCGCCACCGCUCGGCUACCGCCGCACGCCCCGCGGCGUGUCCGCCAUGUUCGCCACCGUGAUGCUCGGCGGACUGGCCUUGGGACUGCUCGCUCCGACCGUGCUCGCGUUCGUCAAAUCGAAAGCGUCUAAAUUCUUCCGCAAACCCAGCGCAACGGUCAGGAGAGAGGAGACGAGCAACCCCGGAGCCGCGGCGAGCGGCGGCGACGCGCCGGCGCCGGCCGGCGAGGAGUACGAGGUGUUCCUGAGCUUCAGGGGGCCUGAUACUCGAACGGGAUUUACUGAUUGCCUCUACCACGACAUGCUCGGCGCUGGAAUCCGUGUCUAACGAGAUGACGAGGAGCUCCACGUCGGCAGGGAGAUCGGCGGCGAGCUCAUGCGGGCGCUCGACGUGUCCAAGAUCUACGUGCCCAUCUUCUCCAAGGAUUACGCGUCGAGCUCUUGGUGCCUCCGCGAGGUCGCCCACAUGGUGGACUGCGUGGCUCGGUUGAAGGGGAAUAAGGAGAUCUUGCCGGUGUUCUUCGAUGCGUCGCCCUCGGAUGUGAAGCUCAGGACUGGGCUGUACAGGAAUGCCAUGGCCAAGCACAGGAAGAAGUUUGGGGUUGAGGAAGUGAAGAGGUGGGAGGAUGCUUUUGUUGAAGUUGCUGAAUUGAAGGGAUGGGACCUCAAAACG